Nymphalis io (European peacock) is the source of this 2899-nucleotide messenger RNA. RefSeq lists its product as uncharacterized. The record is from RefSeq and is a predicted model, not a curated record. Gene Ontology annotation, biological process: male meiosis I; meiotic cell cycle; mRNA stabilization. Gene Ontology annotation, cellular component: nucleus; cytoplasm. Bases 74 to 2422 code for a protein of 782 amino acids. Lineage: Eukaryota; Metazoa; Arthropoda; Insecta; Lepidoptera; Nymphalidae. The transcript has 10 exons.
GGUCAAAGAAAAAUGGCUUAGCACUCGUAGCUCCCUAUUUACUGUGGUAAAAAAAUAUAAUUUUUAAGUUUAAAUGGCCUUCAGUGAUUUGUGUCACAUAAGUAACGCGUUUAAAACCGUCGAAAAUGAAGCUGAUCAGUCGGAACGUAUUAUGGAAGAGAAUGCCAUGGUCCGGGAUCUCAUCACAAAGAUCCUUGAUGAGACUGGACCGGGAGAAGCCAGCGGCCCAGUACCACCACCGGAAAACAGUGUAAACAGUGUACAACCAAGCACAAGCCAGUACACAAAUAAUGACACAUACAUGCCAUCUACAUCCUUUAACUAUAACAACAAUCUCUAUAAUCAAUUCAACCAAGGCGAAAAUGGUUACAACUAUAAUAUGCAAAAUGGCUUUAACACGAACGGCUUCGUCAAUUAUUCGGACAACGAUAUCAACCCCCUACUCUGCUUGGAAACAGUGACUGAUGACACAGUUACCCAAGAACAGCUUAAUCUUCUCCGACUAGCAGCUCAAGAGAUCGGAGGUGCCCAGUUCACAAGUCCAAAUAAAUAUGAUGACAAAUUUUUCAACUACUUCGAGCCCAACCAAAGAAAUUCUCUCCCGGAAGCUGGUAUGUACUCCAGCAGCUAUAGCAGACCAAACAGCCUCGAAUUGGAUUUGAACUUCAACUCGAAUUAUGAUAGCAUCUUCAAUGCGCAAAGGAUUCCAAAUAAAUAUGAAAAUGGUUUCCCGAAAGAACAGGUUCAGGAGUCGCCGGAAGUUCUGGCUUAUUUAAGCCAAUUGAGCUUGAACAUUGAACGGGCAAAGAACGAUCCACUACUGCAAGGCGAUUACAAGCUGCCAAUAGACUUGGGCAGUGCUUAUCAAAACGAUGAUUUUAAUAAAAUGCAAGAGGAAAGAAACAAGCUGUUCUACGGUAAUAGGGGUUUCCAACAAGUUCCUAAUAAGGGUUACAAUUGUGAGAAUAGUUUUUACCCAAACGAUUUGAUGUCUCAAGUGACUGAAAGGAAUUUUCAAAUUCCGAAUUACGACUUUUCGAACCCUUCGAUGAAUGCUUUGAAUUACAAGAUAAAUGGCUAUCAUCAGCACAACGAUUAUGCACAAAGGCGAGAUAUGAACCAGCUGUUGCCUCGGGACGGUUAUCAGGGUACUAAUGUCGACCGAACGAGUUUCGAUGGUAUGGGGCGCGAAAAUGUUCAACAGACUCUAUUGAAACAGCAGGAGUUGGCGAGACAAAUGUCUCUUUUAAUGAGGAGCCGACCCCCACCAAACCAGUUAAAUGUUGAUGUGUCCUUUAUGCAUGAAAAUCCAGCUUUUAAUAUUGGUAUCGGAGCAUUGGUCGGUCCCAGUCCACCACAUGUGCCACCACCAGUGUUACCUUCACCGCUGGUCGAUUUACCUGUACUGGUGCCAUACUAUGCCAUGAGGAAUAUGAGGGCUGUUGCUACAACUUCCAGCGUCCUGCACGUGCGGCUCGACGAGUGCUACGAACAAUGGAAGCAGCUGGAGCGAGAGAGGAAGCGGACAGAGGCCAGACUGGCCUUGGCUUAUCCGGGUCGAGCGGUGUCCUCCUCCAACUCUAUACCUGUUCCAAGGUUACCACCCUGUCCUACGAGGGUCGAUCGACUCACCGUGGACAUGCUCAGGGAACAUACUAAGGUAUUAACACUUAUGGGCAAGAUGGAGACGCUUCGUGCAAGUGUCUGUGUUGCUCAAAACAAGAAACCAAAUAAGCCGGAAGAUGGCAAGAUAACAGUAUUAAAGCGGGGGCAAGACAACGUGUCAACGGAAAAGGAAAUUGACCCCGCGACCUUCGACCCCAGCAGCUGGAAGGAAGAUGUCAAAAAUAUGUCGGAAAUUGCACCGCACAGUGAGGUGGAAAGCGCGAUGCUGGCGUGGCGCAACUCCGUGGCUGCCGUGCAGGCGGCGAGACGUCGUGAACUGGCAGCGCCACAACCAAACACACGCGUCCUGCGUCCAGACCCUAUCGUGCAGCUGUCGGAGGCGGUAAAGCAGCUGUGCGAGUGUGCGCGGCGCGCGCGCUGCGCCAUGUGGUGCGACCUCACGCUCACCGUGGCGCUGGCGCCGCUCGCGCAGAUGUCAAUUUCGCCGCCAAUACAAAAACAGACUACGGCUCCGAAACAGUCUCCCCAAGAGAGUGCCACUAACGCGUCCAGUACUUCCAAACCACAAGAAAAGAAAGAGGAGAAAUUAACCACCGAUAACCAGCCAUCAGCGUCCGAUACCAAACAAGAGAACGAACAGAAAUACAAUAAAGAUAAGAACAAUCACCGUCGUCCACAAAAUUUCAGGAAGCUGAACCAACGUAAUGACUUCUACCAAAGGAACGUGAGGUAUGAUAACAGGAUGGUACACAACAGACACCCGUAUCACUACUUGGCUACAGGACCCAUUAACUAAUCUGUAAUCGACUAAGGUCAUUUUGGAGCGAAAACUUUUAAAACGAACUCACUUUUACGUAUGCAAUUGUCACUUAUGUAAAAUGGAAUUUUUAAAUACUUUGCUUUAGAGUUGCAACGAAUUCAAUAUCAUUUGUAUUCUUGGCGAAUUAGACAUAUCUUAAAGUAUUUUCAUUAUUACAAACGAUAAAUUUAACAGGAAAUAAUGAUUGUUUGAUUUUGAUAAAAACGAUUAAGCAAUUAGAAUGCUCCGAUUUUGAGGAAAGGAUUUUGCACCGAAAACCGUAAUGCGACAUUAUUCGGUACUCUUUUCGUUGCAACUGUAAUUUGCAUAAGUCAUACAAUUUGUUUUUUAAAAAAAAUAUAUUGAAAUUCUGUGAGUUUUAUGUUGUAAUAAGAAAUAAGUCUGAAUUUUAUAGAAAAUUUAAUUAUAUAAAAAGCGUACGGUAUUUCCGUUUGAUAAAUUGUACGAUGUUAU